AUGAACAGAGUCACCACGACCAUUACUCUCUUGGCCACCGAGGCGACGCCCCAAUGGCUUCUUGGGCUAAUCCAACGGUGGUUCGAGAAAUCACCCAAAGAAGAGGUGGCCCCACCUGCGGAGGAUGCUGCGACUUACAUGUUCAAUCCGCGCAUCAACUCGUCAUCCUUUGACCCGGCCCUCGCCAAGAGCAAGCAAUCACUGCGCUCACGCCGAUCAUCCCGCUUGCAGGCCAACCUGGACAACCAGUUUCAGGCCGAUGUUCCUGUGGUUGAAGAGGAGCUCCGUCAUCAGGCUGUUGGAGAAGAGCAGGAGCAGAGCCGGCCCAGGUCCGAUGAGGGGCUCAAGUCCGCGUGGAUCUGA
Molecule: messenger RNA, 363 nt
Organism: Durusdinium trenchii
Lineage: Eukaryota; Dinophyceae; Suessiales; Symbiodiniaceae
Source: the annotation of a GenBank genome assembly